GCAACUUGCAACCGAACAUCCCGCUUCCGAUUAAUAAUUGUAUACUCUCCAAGACACUUUGGAAAUACCGCUGCUGUAUUUUUGAAGGUUUACUUCGAUUAAUAUACAAUUAGCGUCUAUAAACAACUAUAUCACAGGCAAAUCAUCAUCUAGCACCUUGCAACGUCUAGCUCCCGCACCGACCAGCCAUGUUCACAGGACUUGUCGAGGAGAUUGGAGUACUCUCCAAAAUUGUCAAGGAUGAAGCUACAAACAGCUCCGAAUUGACGAUUUCAGUACCAUCUGGUUCCGGCCUUCUCGCCGACUGCCACGAUGGUGACUCAAUCGCCGUAAAUGGCUGCUGCCUUACUGUCACCUCCUUCACAGCCACCGAGUUUACUGUUGGCGUAGCCCCAGAAACACUGCGAGUUACCAACCUUGGUACUUUGGUUGAAUCUGGCCGUGUGAACCUGGAGCGUGCUAUUCGCGCUGAUACUCGCAUGGGUGGUCACAUUGUUCAAGGACAUGUUGAUACCACAGCUGAGAUCCUCUCAGUCCAACCAGAUGGCAAUGCUUUGACUUUCCGAUUCAAGCCCCAAAAGCCCGAAUUUUUGAAAUACAUUGUCCACAAGGGCUUCAUUGCCAUCGACGGUACCAGCUUGACCAUUACACAGGUGAACGAUGCCGAGGGGUGGUGGGAGAUUAUGAUGAUUGUGUAUACCCAGGAUAAGGUUGUCGUGGCCCAAAAGAAGGCUGGUGAGCUUGUUAAUAUCGAAGUUGAUAUGAUGGCUAAGUAUGCCGAGAAGUCUCUCAUCAGCAUUCUCGGUGGAAGCGAUGGUCAGGCUUCCAUCCCCUUGCUGGAGAAGAUGAUCCAGCGUAUUGUCGAGCAGCACACAAAGUAGUGGCUCAAACUAGACCGAGACAUUGUUAGAGCAACAGAAUUUUGUAAAAUAAAGCAUGAAACUCACAUAUUCCUCUC
This is a messenger RNA of [Torrubiella] hemipterigena, 958 nucleotides long. Lineage: Eukaryota; Fungi; Ascomycota; Sordariomycetes; Hypocreales; Clavicipitaceae. The record is from the annotation of a GenBank genome assembly.